UAAACGGUCGGCGUCGGGGUAUCUCAAAAUUCAUCGCGAACGGUUUUCCGUUUUAAUAAUUCAUUUCCGGAUUAAAAAGCGUCGCUUAAAAGGAAGUUUCGUAAUUAAUUUAAAUAAAACAGACUAAUUUGAAUUGAUGUAAAUUUAAAUUUGAGAUUUUUACUCAAAACAUUAUGGGUUGGGUUAAGAAUCUUGAGAUAUUUCGCGGUGUAAGUAAGGUUAAUAGUGAUGGAGGUGGUUCGAGGAUGUAGAAGAAAAAAUAAGAUAAAAGAAAAAAUAAUUUUUUCUGGUUAAGGAAAAAAAAUGCAUUACAGAUUGAUAUGUUGAGAAUUGGGAUGCUAUUGAGUUGCAUCUUUAUGUCAAACACCGCAUUAGAUGAGCAAAAACAAAUCCACCAAAACGAACUGAUGACGGCGAUCACUUCCGGUCAAGAUUUGGAUUUCGACAAUUACGCGGUCACCUGCUACAUUUGCGUUAACGUUUCCGACAAUCUUAUCUGCAAUCAGUACGCGAUUGAUAGACCUUGCAAACCAGGCGAAAAUUUUUGUCACACUCUUCAUAUAAUGGAUUCGAAAGGAACGAGCGUUUUGGUGAAUAAAAGGUGCACCUCGGAGAAGGAAUGCCAAAGAACGCAAGUGGGAUGCGUCGAAAUUGACACUCAAACGAUUUGCGUGUCUUGUUGCGACCACAAUUACUGCAACAAAUUGGUCCCGUACAACUCAUCGACGGCGAUAUUCGACGACAAAAUCACCAAAAUGCGAAUGUUGGCUAAAAACCUUUUCAAAGAGAAGGAGAAAGCCGAAACGAUUUCGAUUAAAGAGGCGACAUCUUCAGGGCGAAACGUUUAUUCGCUUCUAAUACUAUUUCCGACCUUAAUGAUAAUACUUCGACUGUUAGAUAGGGGAAUAUUGUGAUAUUAAUCGGGCUUAAUUAUUUUAAUGUAAAAGAAAUAAAAUGAUGUGUUUUUUUUUAUUUUUUUAAGUUUCGGUGAAAAUAAAAAAAUCGUUUCGGUUUUUUUGUAUACAUUUUAAGAUUUAAAAAAGAUAAUGAUGGAAUAAAGUUAUCUUGCUUAGU
This is a messenger RNA of Onthophagus taurus, 1074 nucleotides long. RefSeq lists its product as uncharacterized. Gene Ontology annotation, molecular function: acetylcholine receptor regulator activity. Lineage: Eukaryota; Metazoa; Arthropoda; Insecta; Coleoptera; Scarabaeidae. The record is from RefSeq and is a predicted model, not a curated record.